Molecule: messenger RNA, 483 nt
Organism: Phytomonas sp. Hart1
Lineage: Eukaryota; Euglenozoa; Kinetoplastea; Trypanosomatida; Trypanosomatidae
Source: the annotation of a GenBank genome assembly
AUGAACCGUACAGUACGGGUGAGCGAAAUGCAGGAGCUUCUUCGCCAUUACGCGCAGGAGAUUAAUGCUCUAGAAAAUAAAAACGACCUUCAUUGCAUCAAGGACACCCACGACAAUCAUGACUUUAGGGAACUAAUGGAACUUAUCCAAUCCCAGAGCUACCGUACGGAUUCCUUACACAACCCUCCACACCGCAGCCUGCGUCUUACCACGAGGCUCUCAGGCGAUAGGGCGUCCGCCGCGGACGACUGGGACCGCUCCAAAGAUGAGGCAUUACAAGCGAUCACCGCAAACCUUCUGGUCGCCCACUCAACACACAAAGCGCAAGCGGGUGUAUCGCAUGCCGAUGGGGUUUCUGAGAGCAUGGCAGAGUCGCUUCGUGUUCUGGCUGAAGGUGGGAUAUCCGGAGAUGCAUUUAGAAACCUGCGCUUGCGUCUUUUGGAGCAAAUGUUAUUGACGCAGAGGGAAAAGAUCCCUCCGUAG